Molecule: messenger RNA, 1858 nt
Organism: Moneuplotes crassus
Lineage: Eukaryota; Ciliophora; Spirotrichea; Euplotida; Euplotidae
Source: the annotation of a GenBank genome assembly
AUAAUGGAUAAGCCAGAUCAAUACCUAAGCCCCCAACCAAUCCAGCCGGGGAUGAACCCUAUCAAUAUGGGCGAUAUCGACCAAGUUGUCAGAACUUUAUUAAGCCUCUCACCAGAGAUAACCGAUCAUGAGAACACCCUGGAAUCUGCCAGGCUAACAAGAGCAAAGGUGUUUUACCAAAUUUUCCAAUUUCUUAUUCACACCAAAGGAGUUCAGUCCUUGAAUUCCAGCCAGUAUUUCACUUUUGAAGAAAUCAUGAAUGAGAUGUACCAAAACCUUCAGUCCCACAAUUGGGAAAUUCUGUGGGAGACUAUCAAAAUUGUGGAGCUGCUCGCUACCAAUGGAGCCUUGAUUGCUUUCUGGGAUAGCUUAACCCAAAUUAUGCCGAAAAUACUUGAGGAUGUACUUAAUCUCACUCAUUUCUGAUCGGCCUUUCUUAAAAACGAGAGUGCCUACAAUCUAAAAAUGGCCAAAGAGAUAUCAAAAACAAAUGAAAAGCUAUCCAAAGUUAUCAUCUCACUGCAAUCCUGUCCGUAUGCUGCCAUGCUGUUCAGCCUGAUCCGAGUGAUCGACAUCAGCGAGACUCUGGAUGUAAGCCUGAAUACCCUCAACGAAGACUUAUUGUCAAAGUUACUCUCAGUAUGAAAGACUCGUAAAGAUGCCAAAACGCAAAGGGAGUGACUCAGGGCUUUGACCAAGCUAUCCAGCACUUCCCUUAUGCUUCAUAACCAAAACCCUGAAGUAUCAAUGCCUCUGAGUAAGAAAAGAGUGUUGUCUCAGAUCCUAAACUACCUCUAUUCUAGUAUGGCUGAACCAGAUUGGAACGAGACCAUUAAGAAUGAUACAAAUUUUGAAAGUUUCAAAAAUAUGAUGGACCAAGUGAGUGAAACUUCCUCAGUCCGCCAUGAAUACAUCCCAGGGUCAACUACUAACUCGAUAAUUUCAAACUCUAGGCGAAGUCCUAAAUUAAGAAGCGAAAUAGAUUCUCUCAAGUUUGAUUUGGAUGAAGAAGAGACAGUCCCUCGAGAUCGGAAAAAUAGCAAGCUAUCCUCUCGAAAGGCUUGCCGAAGCGUCCGCAGGGAAUCGUCGAAAAUUAAUGACGCUCGAGCAGUAUCAAAAGGGUAUAUUUCACAGCAUGAAAAUUCCAAAAUGCGUGAAAAUCUGAAUAUCACAACUCCUCUCUCAGUACCUAUGGGCAGCAUCUCUCGACCAGACUCAACAGAGUACCAGCACCAUAACUCAGCUAUGAAUAAAUCUGGAUUCAGUAACCUCCAGUACCAGAUUAACAAGCAAAGAAAAAUCGUGCCUCAAAGCCCAAUUCCCGCUUCUAAGAAGAGGAUCACUCCAAUCACCGAGACUGAAAACUUCACUGAUAUCUCAAAUGUCCGACCUAGGUCGGAUCUUCCGCCUUUGGAGAUCAAGAGUAAAAUAAAUUUUGACAUCCCUGGUACGAUUCCUACCUCAAAGAGCAAGGAAAUGACCAGAGCUCAAAAUCACACUACUGCGUAUUUAUAUUCGAAGAUUUCCAACAAACCAAAAGUUAAGAAGUCGAAUAUUAUCCAAAACACUGAAGAACCGGUUAAUUGUUCUGAAUUCAGAAGAGGGUCAGAGAAGGUUUCAUUGCAGCACAAGUCAACAGCGUCCAGUCUGAUCGCUGCUCUUGGACAACGAAAGGUGAAAAUUCCUUAUCCAAUCAAGAAGAGUGCACUUAAGAGGAACUUCAAGGAGAUCCUUGAUGCCAGCCCUCGUGUCUCGACUGAGAACUUUGACCAGAAGCAAUCUAGUGUACCCAUUACGAAAGAAAAGUCAUAAAAACUACAAAUGUUCAUAAAUAACUCCUUAAAUAUAACUAUUCAAU